GUGACCAUCAUGUCUCCAAUGGCUGCCAUCAUCAACAAGAAUUUAUUCUUAUUUCUCUCUCUGAGCCUGAUCAUUGGCCUAGGCCAUUGCCAAUGCUCUCUGAAAAAAAUUGGGAUUACCCAAACUGAUACCGGAGCUACAAUUCAUAAUAAACCGGAGUGGAGGGUGACAAUUCACAAUGUCUGUCCUUGUGCUGUAUUGGACCUGAAAUUAGCUUGCAGUGGUUUUCAAACCGUGGAAGAUAUUGACCCUUCAGUCUUGAGCAUAUCCAGUGGCGAGUGUCUUGUCAACAAUGGCCAACCCAUCUAUCCUUCUACUACAUUCAGCUUCACCUAUGCUUGGGAUACUUCGUUUCCUUUCAAGCCAGUUUACUCUGAGGUUGCUUGCUCUUAAGGAGAUCGAAAGGCCAAAAGAUAGAUGACACGUAAACUACGUUCUAUAAUAUUUAUUCUUGUUCGACUUUACGUGUUUAU
Messenger RNA from Juglans regia (Persian walnut), 473 nucleotides. RefSeq lists its product as uncharacterized. Gene Ontology annotation, biological process: cell fate determination. Lineage: Eukaryota; Viridiplantae; Streptophyta; Magnoliopsida; Fagales; Juglandaceae. The record is from RefSeq and is a predicted model, not a curated record. The coding region runs from base 10 to 393 and encodes 127 amino acids. The transcript is spliced from 2 exons.